Messenger RNA from Gongylonema pulchrum, 1073 nucleotides. NCBI's taxonomy places the organism in Eukaryota, Metazoa, Nematoda, Chromadorea, Rhabditida, Gongylonematidae. The record is from the annotation of a GenBank genome assembly.
UUGCAAUGGAAUACGUUUUUUCUCAUAUUUCAGAGGAGCAGUUCAGCUAAAGCGGUAUUUGCUUCACUGGGAGCCGGAGCAUUAGCUGGUGCUAUUGCUAAAACAACAAUUGCGCCGCUGGAUCGCACCAAAAUCAAUUUUCAAAUUUCCAGGACGCGCGGCUAUUCGUUAAAAUCGGCAAUUCGAUUUAUCAAGCUCAGUUAUCAAACAACCGGCUUCCUGUCGUUAUGGAGGGGCAACUCAGCAACGAUGGCACGAGUCAUCCCGGAGAGGACCCCGAUGAAGCGCCUUAUUGCUGGAUCAUUAGCAGCAGUUGUCGCUACAACAUGUACAUAUCCACUUGAUACCGCUAAAGCACGUCUUGCCACUUCGACUUCGAAAGAAUAUAGCUCCUUAUUAUCUGUUUUUAUCAAAGAUUAUCGAAGAUUCGGUAUUAGGUCAUCUUACAGAGGUUUAAUUCCGACUCUGAUGGGUGCAAUACCGUAUGCCGGUGCCAGUUUCUUUACUUUUGAAACUCUUAAAUUAUUCUAUAAUGAAAGAACGGGUGAUGAAGUGCCUGCCAUGCUGCGCCUUCAGUUCGGUGCAUUUGCGGGUCUUAUUGGUCAGUCGUCCUCUUAUCCGCUAGAUAUUGUGCGACGUCGAAUGCAGACCGGUAUUAUUCCUGCGGGACAAAAUGUAUUAUAUAGUAUGUAUGAGAUAUGGCUCACCGAGGGCAUCAAAAGAGGCCUUUACAAAGGCUUGAGCAUGAAUUGGAUCAAGGUACUUUUUUUAUGCGUUUUGUGUAUCUAUGCAAUGCAGAAAACGCAUAUUGACGAGAGGUUGUAUGUGUAUAUGCAUAUGUUUGUGUGUCUGUAUGUAUGUGUGUGUUUGUGUGUGCGUGUGUCUCUGUGUGUGCGCUGCGUGUCUCUACUGAUUUUUCAUCUCGAAACUUACAAAAGCUACAGAGCUGAAACUUGGGGAACAUGCGUGUAUGGGCCUCCAUCUCCGAAAUGGGCGCUCUUACCCGCGUGGUACUCACGUACGGGCCAGCCAAAAUUUUUUUGGGGUAAGUUGUUAACUCGGCAAUCUUGAAA